Molecule: messenger RNA, 1350 nt
Organism: Laccaria bicolor S238N-H82
Lineage: Eukaryota; Fungi; Basidiomycota; Agaricomycetes; Agaricales; Hydnangiaceae
Exons: 7
Coding region: 1-1350 (449 amino acids)
Biological process (GO): division septum assembly
Cellular component (GO): division septum
Source: RefSeq, a predicted model, not a curated record
AUGGGUCAAUUCAUUCAACGAACUCGCCUCCAUACCGAGUCUCAGAUCUUUGCCAGUAGCCGCAGGCAGAUCUCUCACAUCGUUCACCUGAUCGGUUGCGCCCACCUCUGUGGUUCUUCGCCCAUUCUCCUCUCCCAAAGCUCGCUCAGUGCUCAGAACUUCUCAGUUACUUCAUUCCCGACGUUCUCUGACAACCGCGGGCUGGCCAUCGAGGUUCGUGUCUCGCAGCAGGGGGUCAAGGCGAAUUGGGUGCGAAUCGAGUUGAGGAAGGUAGAGAAGAUGCCGUGGACAGGCCAACACAUAUUACAACUUCGUUGGACACAUCGCAUUGGAGAAUCGAAGUGGGCAGGCUCCACGUUUGAUGAUCCAUUUUUGCUAAAAUUUUCUUCUGUAACUGGCAUCAAUUAUGAGCUGGUGGCGACCAUCAUCAUCGAUAAACAUAAGCUACACUCUACUUGGCCCGUCUACUGCCAACCCCCGACCCGGCACCUUUCUCAAGAGGGCGUCAACUUCCUUGUCCAGCGCAACCAUACCUGCUACGGGCCUAGUGAUCGUAUCUCCGUCAAUGCCACUGUCAAAUCCUACAGUUUACAUACCAUCAUUCUCCGAGGGUUUGAAAUUUCGUUCAAGGAAUCGACUGUCUUCCGCGCGGGGUUAUAUGACCAAGGAAAGAAAGCCGCUCCACAAGUCAGCGUGGUUAACGUAUGCGAGAACAAACUUGUCGUGAAUGCGAUGUCAUAUGGUGGUACACAACAUCAAGCGGAACUGUGGCGUAAUGGACCAGCCCCCAGUCUCUCUCUUCCCGUGUCGAAUACACCGACUUCACAACAGUUGGCAUCUACUAGAGAGCCUCCACCCAGAAUAUCACCGCCAGCUCUAUCGGGAGCAGGUGUUUUCCCAAUCGGGCAUUCUCACAAUAAUUCUACUACUGGACCCUGGUGCUGCAAAUUCUUAUUCUACCUUCCCACGUCAGCGUCGUCCACCGCAAAGCUACCAGCCGAUGAACUGGGCUAUGAAGCUGGGUACGGCAUCAAGCCCCCAUAUGCCACACAUCAGCCAACGAAGAGCAAUACCCUCAAUGAUGAAUUCCCGCCUGUCCGUCCAACGCCCACGAUCAACACCAACCUCAAACCCAUCACACCGCCCCCUGCAACGUUAGCGGCGACCACGAAUGGUAGGACAACGGGAGAAGAAAAGGCGCAAAUAUUUGAGAAGGCUAGAAAGCGAGUGAAGUUGACGCAAGGUGCUCAUGCUGCUCCACCUCCUGCAUCUGCAUCCCCACCUCCUACAUCCCAGACAUCGCCUCCCCAGGCUGCAGCUGGCAGCGGCACCGGCCGCCAAUCCUGCUAA